UUUCUGUAUUAAGCACUGAGGCAUGAAUGUAGAUUUCACUAUAACAUGGUUAGGCCUUAAUUUGAAGACUUGAGUGGUUGCUUUUUGACCAUCAUAGGGCAUCUUCCUUGUAAAUCAACAACACAAAAGGUGUUCUUUAUGGAUAGUGCCCUAAAUUUUCAGUUCUUUCCUCUAGGUGUGCCGUAUUCAAAUGGAACUAUUUGUUCCAUAAUCAUGAAGGCUGGAGUCAAGGAAAAUGUUUCUGGAAGGGGUAGAAGAGAAAAAGCUGUCCAUCCCAAGUGGAAAUCUCUUUCAUGUUUAUUAAGCUUUGUCCUGAUAACUUAAACUGGAACCUCAACUUUGAAAUGAACGCACAGUUUAAAAAUGGUCCAUUUAUCUUAUAUUUAUCAUUAAAGAAAAAAUGGCUAAAGUUUCAAUUUGGGUGGCAGCAUGUCUUGAAUUUUCUUUAACCUUUUAUCUGAAUUUCUAUUUUAAUGAAUAAAAAGCUUUUCUCAUAAUUGCUGUCUUUUUUUUUUAGAUAACUCAUAACUGGACUCUGAAAUAAUAAGAUUUCUCAUUUUGCAAUCUGAUUGAUAGUCUAUUAGUUGUAGAUUUCAGAUGUUUGGUCCUGUGGUGUUACACUAUAUGUGAUGUUGGUUGGAGCUUACCCCUUUGAGGAUCCAGAAGAUCCUAGAAAUUUCCGUAAGACAAUUGCGAGAAUAAUGAGUGUUCAGUACUCUAUACCAGAUUAUGUACGUGUAUCUGCGGAUUGCAGACACCUCCUUUCUCGCAUAUUCGUUGCUAAUCCGGCACAGAGGAUUACAAUUCCAGAGAUUAAGCAACAUCCUUGGUUCCUUAAAAAUUUGCCAAAAGAGAUUGUAGAGAUUGAGAAAACAAAGUACAAGGAAAAAGAAGGGGAUGGAGCAUGUCAGAGUGUCGAAGAAAUAAUGCAUAUCAUACAAGAUGCUGGGAUUCCGGGGAAAGAAGGGAAAACAGGUGGUGGUGGUGGUGGGGAAUCAGACACAGAUGAUUUAGAAAGUGAGGUUGAUGUCAGUGGUGACUAUUUGCCUAAUUUAUGAAACAGUCCUAUUUAGAAUUGGCUCUUUCAAAUAAUUUGUGGCAUUGUAAAAAAGUGGACUCUGUUGUGCUCUGGGAGCAGAUAAAAAUCUUUAGUGAAUGUUAUAUUAUUAUUUUUUACUUUCUAUCUCAUACCGUUAAUUC
Messenger RNA from Carica papaya (papaya), 1200 nucleotides. NCBI's taxonomy places the organism in Eukaryota, Viridiplantae, Streptophyta, Magnoliopsida, Brassicales, Caricaceae. The record is from RefSeq and is a predicted model, not a curated record.